This is a messenger RNA of Daucus carota subsp. sativus, 744 nucleotides long. RefSeq lists its product as uncharacterized. Lineage: Eukaryota; Viridiplantae; Streptophyta; Magnoliopsida; Apiales; Apiaceae. Gene Ontology annotation, molecular function: ubiquitin protein ligase activity; ubiquitin conjugating enzyme binding; zinc ion binding. The record is from RefSeq and is a predicted model, not a curated record. The transcript has a single exon. Gene Ontology annotation, cellular component: cytoplasm; ubiquitin ligase complex. Bases 1 to 744 code for a protein of 247 amino acids. Gene Ontology annotation, biological process: protein polyubiquitination; positive regulation of proteasomal ubiquitin-dependent protein catabolic process; ubiquitin-dependent protein catabolic process.
AUGAACUUGUGGAGGAAGGAGUUUCGAAAACAAGUUAAGAGCUCUCGUCUCAGGAAGAAGAGGAAGAUGAUGAAGCAGAGCAGGGAAGUAGAGAUGAAAGAUGUAAUGCUGGUGAAGGAUGUCGAAAACUUGGGUGCCGGAGAAGAAGUCAAGAAGAUGAAGGGUGUCCUGGAGUCUUGCUGCAGACAGGAAGAUCUUCCUAAAUAUGAUCUAUCGAAUAGCCAUUCCAUGCAGGGGGAAGCUUCGAGCACUAGUUGUGAUGUGUGCAUGGAUGUGUUCUCGAUCAGGGAUUUAGUGUGUGCUCCCAGCUGCAAGCACAGAGUCUGCAGGGAUUGCAUGAAAAUUUAUCUGAGGAAAGAGAUACAAGAAGAUGCCUCACAGGUUGUGUGUCCUGAAUCUAAGUGUAAAGAUGUUCUGAGGCCAGAGUUUUGUCGUAGGUUUAUUCCUGAGGAAGUGUUUUGUAGAUGGAAGAGUGAGUUAACUCUGGCAUCUUCUUUUGGGAGGAGGAAGAUUGAAUGUCCGAAUCCUGAUUGUCGACAAGAGUUCAUGGAUGAUUCGAAGGGAUACCCCAUAAGGGCGUGCCCAAAGUGUUGGAAUUUGAUUUGCAUGCCCUGCGGACUGGUGGAGUGGCAUGCUGGAAAGGACUGCCACACCUUUCGUAUGGAAAAUAUGUAUUCCAAUUAUUAUGAAAGACGGGCACGAUACAAUUUUCAGCACGACGGAAAAUUUCGUUUUGGACUCUGA